Alosa alosa (allis shad) is the source of this 9486-nucleotide messenger RNA. RefSeq names its product CDC42 binding protein kinase alpha (DMPK-like) a (gene cdc42bpaa). Gene Ontology annotation, biological process: peptidyl-threonine phosphorylation; actomyosin structure organization. Lineage: Eukaryota; Metazoa; Chordata; Actinopteri; Clupeiformes; Clupeidae. The transcript is spliced from 41 exons. Gene Ontology annotation, cellular component: cytoplasm; cytoskeleton; actomyosin. Gene Ontology annotation, molecular function: protein serine/threonine kinase activity; ATP binding. The record is from RefSeq and is a predicted model, not a curated record.
UGCACCGCAGUCUGUGGAGAAGCUGGCUCAUACGGGGAGGUCGUCAGGAGGCUGGAGUUGCUAGUUGGAGCUACAAGGUUUUGGAAAACGCCGCAAAACCUGCUUUACUCCUUCUGCCAUGGACGGCAUAUAAUGUUUUCACGACGAAUGGAGCUAUUGUUCAUCAUUAUCGUCUUUGGGUACCAAUGAAACUUGGCUGACAUGGUGAAUUGAGAUGAAAUCGAAGUUCCUUGCUGGACAACCAGGAGAGCUAACAUUAUUCAUACUGAUGGACCUAACCCAGCCAGGCGACGUAUUAACUCAGCAACUAAGUUAGUCCGGAGUUUUAGUUCAAACCCUCGCGUUUACACUAGGCAUAUUUCUUAUUUAUGUAAUAAAUUAGACUUAAUGUUCUGUGUGAUUUAUCCAUGAGCUAAUGUAACGUUAUUUGAUAUGUGUUUUAACCACAGUCAGUGUCGCUAACGUUAGAUAGCAUUGGAGAGCUACAGUCAGAAAAGCUAUUCUUCAAACAGACAGUAACGUUAACGUUAACUGAGCUAGCAAAGAUACUACGACUAGGUUAAAUCAUGACAGAUUUAUUUUGUUGAUGCACAGCCUGUUCACUGCACGCAAGUACAGUUGGUGAGUCAAAAAAGACGAAUUAAGUUUUUGUCAUGAAAUGAAAUUCAGGAGUAAGUGAGGAUAUUGACUUGCCCUUGCACUGUUUUGUACCCAUAGUUAGUAGCUUGCAAGCUAACUAGCCAACUGCCAGUCUAGUCGCCAAACAAACCAACUGGUCAAUGUAUUUUAAGUCUGUGAUAAGUAACGUUAACGUAGCAAGCGGUAGACAGCUUAGCAGUCUUGGCACAUAAGCCGGUGGAUAAAAGGACCUAAGAGGCGUAACCACAAUGCAGAACCCCGUCAAUCAGUAGAAUUACGCGUUAUUGCCUUCAUCACUGGAAUAGUUGCGACCUGUCAUAACAUUUCAAAUAUGUAACUGGCUGUCUAGAAAAUAAACUGCAACAGAAGCCCACCUUUGCUCAACGUGUUAGCUUACUGCUAACGUUAGCUAACUUCAGGGGGAUGAGUCGUUUGUGUUAACGUUAGCCAACAUAACGUUUAUCAACGUGGCUUAGCUAAUAGCUUACAGCUACCUCAGUCGCAGAGUAAUAAUAUCACUCUGGAUAUUAGGACACCGUUUGACUGAAGAAACAUCCUAGGUUCGAGAGCAAAAAUGUCGGGGGAAGUUCGUUUGAAGAAGCUGGAAAAGCUUGUCCUGGACGGUCCUGUCCAGUCCAGCGGACAGUGCUUCAGCGUGGAAACGCUUCUGGAUAUUCUUAUUUGCCUGUACGACGAAUGCAUCAACUCCCCGCUCCGAAGAGAGAAGAACAUAUCGGAAUUUCUUGAAUGGGUCAAGCCGUUCACCUCCAAAGUGAAGCAGAUGCGGCUGCAUAAGGAGGACUUUGAGAUCUUGAAGGUGAUUGGCCGAGGAGCCUUUGGAGAGGUUGCCGUGGUGAAGGUGAAGAAUGCAGAUAAAGUGUUUGCCAUGAAGAUCCUCAACAAGUGGGAGAUGCUGAAGAGAGCUGAGACGGCGUGCUUUCGGGAGGAACGGGACGUGCUGGUGAACGGUGACAACCAGUGGAUCACCACACUGCACUACGCCUUCCAGGACGACAACUUCCUGUACCUGGUGAUGGAUUACUACGUGGGCGGUGACCUGCUGACCCUGCUCAGUAAAUUUGAGGACCGUCUGCCGGAGGACAUGGCUCGCUUCUACCUGGCCGAGAUGGUGCUGGCCAUCCACUCUGUCCAUCAGCUUCACUACGUCCACAGGGACAUCAAGCCAGACAACAUUCUUCUGGACGUGAACGGACACAUCCGCCUGGCAGACUUCGGCUCCUGCCUCAAACUAAUGGAGGAUGGCACGGUGCAGUCGUCUGUGGCGGUGGGCACCCCCGACUACAUCUCCCCAGAGAUCCUGCAGGCCAUGGAGGAGGGGAAGGGGCGCUACGGGCCCGAGUGUGACUGGUGGUCACUGGGCGUCUGCAUGUACGAGAUGCUCUACGGGGAGACCCCUUUCUAUGCAGAGUCCCUCGUGGAGACCUACGGCAAGAUCAUGAACCACAAGGAGCGGUUCCAGUUCCCAGCGCAGUCGGAGGCGUCAGAGGACGCCAAGGACCUGAUCCGGCGGCUGAUCUGCAGCCGAGAGCAUCGUCUGGGCCAGAACGGCCUGCAGGACUUCAAGCAGCACCCUUUCUUCACAGGCAUCGACUGGGACAACAUCCGCAACUGUGAGGCCCCCUACAUCCCCGAGGUCAGCAGCCCGUCCGACACAUCCAACUUCGACGUGGAGGACGACUGCCUCAAGAACACGGAGACCAUGCCCCCUCCCUCUCAUACCGCCUUCUCUGGACACCACCUUCCUUUUGUGGGUUUCACCUACACCAGCAACUGCUCGCUGUCGGACCGCGGCUGCCUGCGUGAGUGGGGGGGCCCGGGCCCGAUGGACGUCGGGGUGCAGCGCAGCCUGGAGGAGAGCCUGGCGGUGGAGGCCUGGCGGCAGCUCGCCCGGCUGGAGCAGGGCUUCGAGCUCAGCCCCGCCAAACUGCAAGAGGCCACUAAGACGGUGCAGGCCCUGCAGUACUCUAGUGGAGACGGACCCGUCAGCACCACCAAGGAGUUUGAGAUCCGCGGCCUCAAGGAGGAGAUCGAGAGCUUGAGGAAACAGAUUGCAGACUCGGGUCACUUGGAGCAGCAGUUGGAGCAGGCCGGCGCGGCGAGGCGGGACCUGGAGGAGUCGUCCCAGCGUCUGCGCUCACUCGAGAAGCAGAUCAAGAGCAUCAAACAGGAGAGGGACGACAUACAGAAGGAGCUGGCGGAGCACAGUGAGCGUGUGAAGUCUCAGGGUAAGGACCUGAAAGAGGCGCACAGCCAGAGGAAGCUGGCCAUGCAGGAGUUCUCGGAGAUGAGCGAGAAGCUGACCGACCUGCGCUCCACCAAGCAGCGCCUGGCCCGCCAGCUCCGCGACAAGGAGGAGGAGAUGGAGGCCCUGGGGCAGAAGAUGGAGGCCAUCCGCCAGGACGUACGCAAGACCGAGAGGGCCAAGAAGGAGCUGGAAGCACAGGCUGAGGAGCAGGCUGCGGAGGCCCAGAAGGAGAAGAAACUGAGAGAACGCAGCGAACAGUACAGCAGACAGCUAGAGGAGGAGCUGGAGAUGAUGAAGCAGAAGCAGAUGGGUCGCACUCCGAGCGUGUCGUCGUCGGCCCCCGAGCAGCAGCAGGAGCUGGGCCGUCUCCGUGGCGACCUUGAGAAGCAGACGGUCCUGCACGAGGAAGAGUUGGUGCGUCGCGAGGCGCAGUACACCAGCGAGCUGAAGAACCUGAAGAAGGAGCUGCACGAUGCGGAUGCCCAGCAGGUGGCGCUCAACAAGGAGAUCCUGGUGCUCAAAGACAAGCUGGAGAAGACGCGCCGAGAAAGCCAAAGUGAGCGUGAGGAGUUUGAAACGGACUACAAGCAGAAGUAUGAGAGGGAAAGGGUCCUGCUCACCGAGGACAACAAGAAGCUCUCCAGCGAACUCGACAAGUUGACAUCCCAGUAUGAGAAGCUGAGUGCGAGUAAUAAGCAGCUGGAGGAGGAGCUUAGAGAGCUGUCCGACAAGAAGGAGAGUGUAGCCCACUGGGAGGCCCAGAUCACCGAGAUCAUCCAGUGGGUGAGUGAUGAGAAGGACGCUCGUGGCUACCUGCAGGCUCUGGCCACCAAGAUGACUGAGGAGCUGGAGGGACUGAGGAGCAGCAGCCUCGGAGCCAGGGGGACGGACAUGCCAUGGAAGAUGCGUCGGCUGGCCAAGCUGGACAUGUCUGCUCGGCUUGAGCUGCAGUCUGCCCUGGACGCCGAGAUCAGAGCCAAACAGGCCAUCCAGGACGAACUCAACAAGGUCAAGGCCGACAACUUGAGCACCGAAUGCAAACUGAAGGAGUCUGAUGGCAAGAACCAGGAGCUCCAGGCUGAGAUCGAAAGGCUCAAACGUGAGACUGAGGAGCUGCGCAUGGGAAAGGGAGUAAAACACCAGGACUCCCAGAAUUCCUUCCUUGCCUUUCUGAAUGCACCUACCUCUGCGCUGGAUCAUUUUGAUCGUUCCCCUGCCUGUGGUCCAACUAGCAAAGGCAGAAGAAUUGACUCCAUUGAUAACUUUAGCCUGUCCAACACCCCGUCACGUGAGGACGAUGCCAAGUCUGGCCAGCUCAUUUCACGCUCGCGCUCCCCCUCCACCACCAGUGACGUGGAGCCCAUGGAGGGGACUGAGCGUACAGCUACCCCAACCAUGCGGUCCACGUACAGUGGGUCCAGCCUAGGACCAAAGCCACGUGCCCAUCAGUUUGUGGUGAAGUCCUUCAACACCCCCACCAAGUGUGGCCAGUGCACCUCCCUCAUGGUGGGCCUCAUCCGGCAGGGCUGCACCUGCGAAGUGUGCAACUUCUCGUGUCAUGUGACCUGUGCGGACAAGGCCCCGGCAGUGUGUCCGAUCCCCCCUGACCAGACCAAAGGCCCUCUGGGCAUCGACCCCCAGAAGGGCAUCGGCACUGCCUACGAGGGACACGUGCGGGUUCCGAAGCCGGCGGGUGUAAAGAAGGGCUGGCAGCGAGUGCUUGCGGUGGUGUGUGACUUCAAGUUGUUCCUGUACGACGUGGCCGAGGGCAAGGCGGCCCAGCCCAGUGUAGUAGUCAGCCAGGUCAUGGACAUGAGAGAUGAGGAGUUCUCCGUCAGCUCAGUGCUGGCAUCUGACGUCAUCCACGCCAACAGGAAGGACAUCCCCUGCAUCUUCAGGGUGACGGCGUCCCAGCUUGCAUCGGCGGCGGGUGGCAGGAAGUGCUCGGUGCUGCUGCUGGCCGACAGCGAAUCAGAGCGCAGCAAGUGGGUGGGGCUCCUGAGCGAGCUACAGCGGCUGCUACGCAAGAACAAGCUGAAGGAGCGCUCGGUGUACGCGCCCAAGGAGGCCUACGACAGCGCCCUGCCCCUCAUCAAGGGCACGCAGACCGCCACCAUCAUAGAUCAUGAACGGAUCGCUCUGGGGAAUGAAGAGGGGCUGUAUGUUAUUCAUGUUACCAAAGAUGAGAUCAUCCGCGUGGGUGACAAUAAGAAAGUGCACUCCACGCUCGCCCGGCCGGAGCAGCUUCUGGCGCGGUGUCCGGGUCGCAACCGCCGUGCGCCUGAUCGCUGCCUCGGGCGCUGACGGCGUGGUGAGAGCGAGGCCUACAAGCUGGCGGAGACCAAGGGCUGCCAGGCGCUCUGCUGGGGGCUGCUGAGGCAGGGCGCCGGGCCAGCUGCCUGUCGCGGGCGGUUGCCGGCAGGGUCAUCGUCACGAAGCUGAUCAAGGCAGCGACGCCGACAGCGCAAGAUCAAGGAGCUGCAGGCGCCCGCAGCUGUCCAGUGGAUGGCCAUCAUGAGCGACAGACUCUACGUCGGCUACCAGGCGGGUUUCAUGCGUUACAGUGUGCAGGGCGACGGCUCCCCGGCGCCCCUGCUGCACCCGGACGACCACACGCUGGGCUUCAUCGGGCAGCAGGGUCUGGACGCCCUGUGUGCCGUGGAGAUCUCCACCAAGGAGCUGCUGCUCUGCUUCAGCAGCGUCGGCGUCUACGUGGACUGCCAGGGACGACGCUCACGCCAACAGGAGCUCAUGUGGCCCGCAGUGCCCUCCGCCUGCUGUUACAGUGCCCCCUACCUGUCAGUGUACAGUGAGAACGCAGUGGACGUGUUUGAUGUGAACACCAUGGAGUGGAUCCAGACCAUUCCUCUGAAGAAGGCUCACCCGCUGAACACAGAUGGCUCAUUGAACCUUCUGGGGUUGGAGACGGUUCGCCUCAUUUACUUUAAGAACAAGACAGCAGAGGGUGAUGAGCUGGUGGUUCCUGAGACAUCGGAUAACAGCCGCAAGCAGAUGGUGCGCAGCAUGAACAACAAGAGACGCUUCUCAUUCAGAGUACCGGAGGAGGAGAGGAUACAACAGAGGAGGGAGAUGCUGAGAGACCCAGAGAUGAGAAGUAAAUUGAUCUCCAAUCCCACCAACUUCAACCACGUGGUGCACAUGGGACCAGGAGACGGCAUCCAGAUCCUCAAAGACCUGCCCAUGCCGGGCUCCCCCCUGCCCUCCCCCCGCUCUCGCCUCAUCUCCACACCCACCAGCUUUGAGCAUGUCUAUCACAUGACCCCUCUCUCUGCCGACAACUUCCUGUCUCAAGACUCCAGCGCCCUCUCCUCUCGAUCCCCGUCCCUAAGCUCCGCCCCCGGGACCCCCGCCUCCACCUGCUCUCUGAAUGUCCGGCCCCAGGAGAGCCGUGGGGUUCUAGGAGGGUCCGUCAGCAUCCCCACCAUCGCCAAGACCCGACCGGAACCGGGACGGUCCAUGAGUGCAAGCAGUGGCCUCGGAACACGUUCUUCUCAGAACGGCAGUGCUCUGCGGCGCGACUUCUCAGGUGGGAGCUACGGCUCGGGGAAGCGGCAGAUGACGUCUCCCUCAGAAGGCUCGCUGUCCUCAGGGGGCGGCGGCCUGGACUGUGGGGGGGACGCUCCCAUCUCCCAGUUUGACCGUGACUGGCCAUCCAAAGAGAAGACUCCCGAUCUGAAACGAGCGUUAAGGACCCUGCUUAGUAAGAUGAAGGAUUCGGACUCCCCCCGCCACUCGACGGCCUCCAACAGCUCCAACCUGAGCAGCCCCCCCAGCCCAGCCUCCCCCCACAAGCCCAAGUCCCUCUCCCUGGAGAGCAGUGAGCGCAUGGGAUGGGAGACAUGAGUCAUACCCCUCCCCCCCUCCCUCACCAAACCUCCAACCUGACCCCCCCACACACCCCAUCCAUCCCCCAGAGCCGGGGACUCUGUCGCUUUGCCGCUCCGAGGACCUCCGUAUCCUACAUACCCCACUUAAUGCUUCAGCCACAUGCGGCAGACUGGGCACCUAGAAGGACUGAGCACCCUGAAAGACUUUAUACCCCAGAAAGCCGAAGUCCCUGGGAGUGUGUGUGUGUGUUUCCCCCUGCCUGAUGCACUUGGUUAAUCAGGCUGGAUUGUUCUGUGUGUGUGUGCGUGUGUGCGUGUGUGCGUGCGCGCGCGAACAUGUGUUUCAAGGGUUUACUUGCACAGAUGGAUGUGCAACCCCAUUCGACCCCUUGCGCAAAAAAAAAAAACAGCCUUGAUGCGUCACCACUGUUUGCCUGCCUGUGGACAGAAGGGACUGGUCGCUGUAGUGGCCAGUGGCCGCACUCACUAGCCUCCCGUCGCUAACGCUAACUACUCAAAACCCGCCGUGAGGAGGCUGAUGGUUUUACACGCUGACAGGAGACAGAAAAACCAUCACCAGGGGCUGAGGGACUGCCCCUCCAUAAGACCCCUUCCCGUCUAACUGGCUGUGACGGCAAGACCUUUUCCUCUCUGUGUUGGAGUGAGCGAAGAAACACUGACUGAAAGGCAAAAUGUUAAGGUUCUCAGCUGAGAAAAAAAAAACUUAAAGCUUUCAUUUAAGAACACUAAAUUUGGACCUGUUCUCGGCUUUUGCUCCUAUCCUCAGGUGAGAUACACACACACACACACACACACACACACACACACACACACACACACACACACACACACACCUGUGUGUGAUACCUGCAAGUGUGCAGGUGUGUCUCACCUGUAGGCUGGGCGGAGUUUAGACGUGUAUAUAGCGUGUGUUUAGAGGAUAAUAUAUUAGCACAGGAAACACUACCCCCAGUGAGAGAGACAACUGGCGGAGGUCACUGCUAGCUUCUCAUUUGACUUUUUGUGUCAAACGGUUGAAGUUCCAUCAACACCUGGUGUAAUGAGUGUUGUUUUUUUUUUUAAUUAUUGUUAUUAUUAUUUUUAUUCUUUAAUUUUAUUAUAGGUUGUUAAUCUUCAAGCUCGAGUACACAACCCAUUAGCUAAAGCUGGAUCAGUUAAACAGGAUUUGGCACAGCAUUGAGAAAAAAAAAAAGAAUACGCUAUUUUAACCAAUUUGGCACAUGUAUGCUGAUUCUCACACACACACACACACACACACACACACACACACACACACACACACACACAAUCACUUGUCCUGUGCAGAAUGUAUUUUGCAGCCUUUUCCCCUUGCUUUGGUUGGCCCUCUCUGAAGCAAUAACGCUAUCUCCAAAGAAGUUAAGUGAGAUCACUACUUAUUUUUAAACUAUUUUAUUUACAUGUUUCAGUGCUACAUUUUUUGUUUUGUUAUUACAUUAAGUGUGUUUACUAUGAUUGUUUGUUUUUGAGCACCCCACAAGUCAUAAAAACAAAUACCAAACAUGUUUGAUAUGAUUUAUAUUCAUGUUAUGAAUAAUUUAACCCUGUGGAUUGUUUCAUUUGUCUCUGAACACUUGAUUUGCUAUUCAUUUGACUGCAUGGGUCACAACGAUUUCCAAGAUCCACCUAGCCACUUCAGUACACACCGCCCACACACACACACUCUUUCUAGAGUAUACUAGUUUACCACAAAGGUGUGCCGCACCGAGUAUGCGUACCUACAAUGUGCAUAAAGCUGCAUUAUAAUAUUUCAGUGUUAUUUUGCCUUAUGUGGCAGAUCAGCUGAUCACUUUGGGACUAAAAGUGGUCUGAGAGGAGCUGGGCCAGGGAUUGAGGAGACGGCAGCCGGUUCUAGAGCGGAACCAGGGCAGGUCCACUCUGAGUUCGGCUGCCGUCGGGCCAUUCACAAGCCCUGUAUCCGUCUCCCUGGAUACUAGCACUUAGAGAGACACACCACUAUUAUUUUGACCACAGCAUUUAACUACACACCACUGCAGCUGAUUGGCUGACCUUCCGUACUUUUCGUUGUCAUUCCAUUUUUCACUACAUUCUGGAAUGGUAAGGGACUCACCAUGGCAACUAGUUAUUCCAUAUUUUGUAUGACCUGAAAUCACAUUCUGACUCUAUUGGUGAAGCUGAGCUUGGCAGUUUCCAAAUGCAACUUUGUAUCCUUAGACGUGUUGGGGCCUGAAAAGCACAAGGUUGUGUAAGUGGACCAGUUUGGCCAUGUUCAGUAAACAGGUUGUGAAGAACUCAUUUAAAAAAAAAAAAAAAAAAACCAACAUGGAGUAUGUUAUCCAUGUGUACUGUUGCGCAUCGCUGCCUAUUUUUCCAGCAGUGAUGCCAACAUUUCAAACAGCACAGCCUCAGAUCGUGCUCAGCCUUCUCGAGCUGUGUCCUGUGGUCUAAUGCAAGAGCUGUAGGAGUCCUCGCUAGCGGAGACCAAGGUCAAGAGUUCAGACAGGUGAAACGUGGGUGGAAACACAUUAGCCUGCUGUAUGGCAGGCAGCAGUUUCUCUUGUGUUGGCUCAUCUUGUGCUCUACGGUGACUGUGUCUUCUGUCUCCAGUCCAAAACCCCAUGGUGCAUGUGUGUUUUGCUUGAGUGCCUGGGUUCCUCCUAGUGUUUUCAAUGCACUGAUGUUUUACACUAGAGCUGUAUGAGAAGCAUUUCAAAGACACUAUGAAAAAAAAAA